CACAGCACCUCGCCCCACCAAAUCAUUCUCAGUCUUCCCUUGAAAUCUCUUAUGUUUUUCUCCCUGUUUUAUUUAAUCUUUCUUCAAUUGGGUGAUUUGGUGUCAUCAGUCACCUGGGUUUUCUCUAUUAUCUAUUUUUCCUUAAAAAAACCAAAGAAAGAAGAGCUUCCUUCAAUUUCUAGAACCUCUGCUAUAAAUAUAGGAGGCUGUUUUGUUAGGGUUUUUCAAGCUUUGAAGCUCUUUCUGUUCUAGCAAAUAUUAAGUGAGAAGAAGUUUUGUAAGUGAAAUAAUGGUGAUACUAUCAGGUCGUGGAGAGAUGGUGAUGAAGCCGGCGUGGCUUGAAGGGUUAAUAGCUGAGACAUUCUUUGCUGCUUGUGGGGUCCACGAGAGUUUGAGGAAGAACGAGAAGAACAUCUUUUGCUUAGAGUGUUGUCGAAGUAUUUGCCCUCACUGUGUUCCUUCUCAUCGUUCUCACCCUCUCCUUCAGGUGAGGCGAUACGUCUACAAUGAUGUGGUUAGGUUGGAUGAUCUUGAGAAGCUCAUUGAUUGCUCUUAUACUCAGCCUUACACCAUAAACAGUGCCAAAGUAAUAUUCUUGAAACAGAGGCCUCAGACUAGGCCUUGUAAGGGCUCUGCCAACAUCUGCCUCACCUGUGACAGAAUACUCCAAGAGCCAUUCCAUUUCUGUUCUCUUUCAUGCAAGGUUGAUCAUGUGGUGUUUCAGGGGGGAGAUUUGUCAAGCAUUCUAUACCGGUUCGAUGAAUCUGAUUUGACGGCCUCACAAUUUGAGGGAUUACGGAUGGAUGGCUCUGAUCUUCUUGAUGAUGGCCAAAUCAACCCUAACUUCAUUUUAGAAGAAGACCCAUUACAGUUUAAGGGCUCAUCUUGCUCAAGCAACACUAGAGGCAACACAGGCAUGUCACAGAAUUCUGAGGGGGUGAAGAAGAAGAAAGGGAGUGGUUUCCUCCCUGGCAUUGUUCUCUCAUUGAGUAGGAGGAAGGGUGCUCCUCAUAGAUCACCUCUUUCUUAGUUUAACAAUUUGGAAAUUCAAAAUAAACUUGAAGAUCCUUAAU
Telopea speciosissima is the source of this 1073-nucleotide messenger RNA. RefSeq names its product protein RGF1 INDUCIBLE TRANSCRIPTION FACTOR 1-like. Gene Ontology annotation, molecular function: zinc ion binding. NCBI's taxonomy places the organism in Eukaryota, Viridiplantae, Streptophyta, Magnoliopsida, Proteales, Proteaceae. The record is from RefSeq and is a predicted model, not a curated record. The transcript is spliced from 4 exons. The coding region runs from base 290 to 1030 and encodes 246 amino acids.